AUGUCAGGCUGGACUUGGUCGCCCAAGCAGGCAAUGCUACAAAUGAAUCAAUCUAACUGGAAUUACCAACCGCGGCCUGAUAUUCCGCCUCAGGGUCUAUCCAGUAUGCCUACUCCCAAUCUACCCGGUCCUCCUCUCCCCUUUUCAGCUCCAGCUCCAGCUCCAACUCCAGCUACUCCUAGCUAUGCUACUAGCUAUGGGAACUCUAUUCAGCCGCCACCCGUGUAUAAUAACCCGGCACCUCCUGUUCCUGGCAGUGGCCGUCCUCCCGUCUAUUACAACCCAGCACCACCCUUCGUACCACACUCACCCAGACACCUAACAUCAGGCGGACCUCCCCCUCCUCCAACAACCUCUGCUGCUAUGCCAUCCCCUGCGCAUGCUCCCGUUCAGGCCCCUGCGCCACCUACAAAAACUACCAAUUCUAGAAAGCGCAAAUCUGAUGUUUCUCCUGACAAUACUAAAGAGGACCUCUUCCCAUCCGAUGUGUCGGAAAUCGACAGUGAGGAUGAGCGUCUCGAAAGUCUAGGAUCAGACACUUGCAAUUCCAUUCGCCGCAAGAUUCGCACCUGGAUUGAGUCAGGUGCCCAAAAAGUCGGCGAGUUCCAGAAGACCAUUGGUGUCAGCAGCAGGUCUUACAACAGCUUCAUGAACCGAACUGGCACUUGGGAUGGUGAACAAACUGACACUUUCGUCAAAGCUCACCACUUCUUCAAGAGGCGUGAACUUCAAGGUCUGCCCCUCAAGGCCAACAAACCGAAGAAGCCGAAAACUGCUGCUGAUUCGAAGGCCAUUGACAAAAUUCUCGAUGUGAGCAAUGUUGAUCCUCUACCUGGUGAGGCCCAGGGCAGAGUUGCCGUUUACGACACUUGCAAUGAGAUUCGCAAGAAAAUCCGCGCUCUUUUGGCCAAAGAGGGUAUGACGCAAGCGGCUUUCAUCCGAGCCCUUAACAAAAACCUCCCAGAAGGCGAGAGUGUAUCCCCGGCCAACAUGCGAUACUUUAUGGGCUGUAAAGAUGUUCGUGGUGGUAACACCAAUAUUACCUUUUACGCGGCCUAUAUUUUCUUCGAGAAAAGGCGCAUCCAAGAAGGAAAACCAAAGUCAAAGUUCCGUGAAGAGAUGGAGAAGGCUUGGGGGCCCAAGGGUUUUGAUAUCGAGAAUGGAGGCAACCGGCAGUACUUCUGCUUUGCUGGCGAGAGGCCGGUAAUCGACAAGUACGGAAAAAUCGAUUUUAUUUGA
Molecule: messenger RNA, 1239 nt
Organism: Fusarium poae
Lineage: Eukaryota; Fungi; Ascomycota; Sordariomycetes; Hypocreales; Nectriaceae
Exons: 1
Coding region: 1-1239 (412 amino acids)
Source: RefSeq, a predicted model, not a curated record